UGACAUUUAAAAGGUUGGGACGAAGCUUUCAAAGACAGAGAUGUUCAACCAUUUCGUCUGGAUAACGUUAUUGUUUUUGGAGAAGAAAAAAAAACGUUACUGUUUUCAACAAGCAACUGUCUUACAAAAUAGAAGAAACAAAGAAACAACUUGUAAAGAAUAUGAAAUGGUGAAGAUGUCCUCGAGAACUUGAAGACAAAAUCAACUUGUUGACAGCCAGACAAGUGUUUAACUUGCUUGCUGAUGUUAACGAUGUGAAUACAGAUCGCUUUGCAAUCUAAUGGACCGCAAGGUACCCGUCCGUCACCAAUAGCUGAUAUAUUUCAUACAUUUUGGACCGUGAUAUUACCAGUACUUAAGCUCGUUAGGUAGUUAACUAACUCGGCAGCUGUGAACUUGUGAACAGAGCUUUCUGUCGGAGUUAAUAAGAGAGGCAUUAUUUUCUUCAGUAGUUAUGUUUCCGUUAGAUUCGACGUGGAACAUUUCCUUUGCAGGUUGCGGUUUCUUAGGCAUCUAUCAUAUCGGUGUAGCGAGUUGUCUACAGGAACAGUGUCCGUUUCUAGUGCAUAAUGCCCGGCACAUCUACGGGGCAUCAGCUGGGGCGCUCACCGCCACUGCGCUGGUCAGCGGAGCUUGUUUAGGUGAGGCAGGUGCCAACAUCAUUGAUGUGGCCAAAGAUGCCCGGAAGCGUUUCCUGGGUCCUAUGCACCCGUCCUUCAACCUGGUAAAGAUCAUGCGUAACAUGCUGUAUAAAACGCUGCCACCGGAUGCCCACCAUCGUGCCACAGGGAGGCUGGGCAUAUCACUCACCAGGGUGACCGACGGAGAGAAUGUCUUGGUGUCCCACUUUAACAGCAAGGAGGAACUGGUGCAGGCGUGUGUCUGCAGUGCUUACAUCCCUGUGUACUGUGGACUGAUCCCCCCUACACUGCAGGGUGUGCGUUACGUGGACGGUGGUAUCAGUGAUAAUCUGCCUCAGUAUGAGCUGAAGAACACCAUCACUGUGUCUCCGUUCUCUGGAGAGAGUGACAUCUGCCCUAGAGACCGAUCCACCAACAUGCAUGAACUACGAUUCACCAACACCUCCAUCCAGUUUACACUCACCAACCUCUACAGAGUGUCCAAAGCUCUGUUUCCCCCUGAGCCACAGGUUAUGAAGGCCAUGUGUAAACAGGGGUACAAAGAUGCUCUUCACUUUCUAAAGAAGAACGGACUGUUGAAUCCCCAAGGACCCCACAGACCUCUAAUAGCCGACGGUGAGGAAGAUGACGUCAUAGAGGAUGAUGAUGACGACGACGAUGAAGAACACGAGGAGCGGCUGGUACAGAACGAGAUCAGACCCAUUGAGAAAGAGUCCGUGGUGGCCCCCGCCAAGUCCAAAUCCAACAUCGAGGAUCAUAUCUUUGAGCACCUGCCACCCAGACUACACAAAGCUCUGGUGGAAGCCUGCAAGGAGAGAUACAGUCUGGGCCAGUCGCUAAGCAACCUGCUGCCAGUCAGGAUGGCGACGGCUAUGAUGCUUCCAUACACCUUUCCCCUGGAGUCUGCUCUGUCUAUGACUGUUAGACUGUUAGAGUGGCUGCCUGAUGUUCAGGAGGAUGUGGGAUGGAUCAGGGAGCAGGUCGUUAAGGUUUUGCAGUGUGCUGUGAGCCGGGCCACCAAGACUGUCUCCAACCACGUCUCUGCAAACUGUUACUACCAGUUGGAGCUGCGUCACUGCCAGUCCCUGCCUGCCCAACUCAACCCUGCCAGACUGCUCCCUAGCUGGGCGAGUGGAGGCAGCUCCUCUGUCCUGGAUGUUAUCAGUCGCCUGGACCAGUACCAGAGGCAGCUGCUGCCGGGCUCCUUCUGUGUCAACCUGGACCUCCACGGUGCCUUAUACACCAGGGGGACCCCAGGCCCAGGAAGAUGCCCCGAAGCUGGGGAAGGAAGUCCAGGACCAGCCCUGGCCCCUAUAGACGCAGAGGAGGUCGAAGGGAUGGGGCUGAUGAUGAGGAGGCUCAAUGAAAACCACAACUCUACUCCAGCCUCACUCUAACAUUAUAAUGUAUCCCUAAAGAAAAGGAUGAGGGUGGACUGUGAAUUAGGGCGUGUCCAGAGGGUAAAUUAGGGCAUGCCCAGAGGGUAAAUGAGGGUGUGUCCAGAGAGUAAAUGAGGGCGUGUCCAGAGGGUAAAUUAGGGCGUGUCCAGAGGGUAAAUUAGGGCGUGUCCAGAGGGUAAAUUAGGGCGUGUCCAGAGGGUAAAUUAGGGCGUGCCCAGAGGGUACACUGAGCCAAACCCACGUUCAGUACACCAAGCCAGACCCACGUUCAGUACCCCGAGCCAAACCCACAUUCAGUACCCCGAGCCAAACCCACGUUCAGUACCCCGAGCCAAACCCACGUUCAGUACCCCGAGCCAAACCCACGUUCAGUACCCCGAGCCAAACCCACGUUCAGUACCCCGAGCCAAACCCACGUUCAGUACCCCGAGCCAAACCCACGUUCAGUACCCCGAGCCAAACCCACGUUCAGUACCCCGAGCCAAACCCACAUUCAGUACCCCGAGCCAAACCCACAUUCAGUACACCGAGCCAAACCCACGUUCA
Messenger RNA from Oncorhynchus tshawytscha (Chinook salmon), 2587 nucleotides. Its product is annotated as patatin-like phospholipase domain-containing protein 2. Gene Ontology annotation, cellular component: cytoplasm; membrane; lipid droplet. Bases 455 to 2038 code for a protein of 527 amino acids. The transcript has 9 exons. Gene Ontology annotation, molecular function: triacylglycerol lipase activity. The record is from RefSeq and is a predicted model, not a curated record. Gene Ontology annotation, biological process: positive regulation of triglyceride catabolic process; triglyceride catabolic process; lipid homeostasis. Lineage: Eukaryota; Metazoa; Chordata; Actinopteri; Salmoniformes; Salmonidae.